AUGCAAAUACCUGUAUUCCUGCUCACUGCUGUUGCAAAUGCGGCAAGGCAACCAUACGAUAGGCCAACGGUGGGUUAUAUCACCGCGGUGAGACCAACUGGGCUUACGAACUGGUCACAGGUGGAAUGGCACAACCGAGAAUUCUCGAGAUGCCUACUUCCGGGCAACAGAAGCUGGCCUGGAGUGCAUCGAAACCGACAUCCACAUCUCAGCAGACGGCCAAUUGCCGAUGAUUCACGACACCGGUCUCGGGCGCGAGACAGACAUUGGCGAGCAGACUGGCCAAGCAGCUUACAAUCCUUCACUGGCCAAGGCUACAACCCAAGCGUGAACGACCUCAACUUCACAGGUCUGAUCGAGAAGCUCCACCUCCGUGACGAAGGUGGUAGAGUCCACAUAGAAACCGUCCCUACCCUACCACAAAUGGUCCAAAGUAUCCACGAUUCCGGCGCCAACGUCGUGUUGCAGCUCGAUCUUAAAGACAAGGAAGCUGUUGAACCGGCUUACUGGCAACUCAAGAAUCUAACGAACCGUGCUGGCGUUCCUGCUAAUAGGUGGUGUAUUUACAAACUCCAGGCUACGUGGUGGAAGACGCCCAAGGAAUUUGAAGCGUUGCCUUGGGUCCGGGAUGCGUUCAGGGAGGAUGUGCGGCUUGCGUACAUUCCAGUGCAUAAGCCGCAGGACGAAGGGGAUUGGGAUGUGUUUGGUGGGUUGAAGGCUUUUGCGAGGACGAAUUAUACGAUUAGCGCAGAGACUGAGAUGAGGGCGAAGGGUGGCUUGCUUCAAGGAUUGUUGGAUUUGGUUUAG
This is a messenger RNA of Fulvia fulva, 807 nucleotides long. RefSeq lists its product as uncharacterized. The record is from RefSeq and is a predicted model, not a curated record. The coding region runs from base 1 to 807 and encodes 268 amino acids. Lineage: Eukaryota; Fungi; Ascomycota; Dothideomycetes; Mycosphaerellales; Mycosphaerellaceae. The transcript has 3 exons.